GUCCGCACCCGGAGCCGUCGCCACCCGGCAACGGGGGCCAUGCCGGGGCCCCGCCGGGACCGGCCGGCCGUGCUGCUGCUGCUCGGGGCGCUGCUGGCUGCCGACCUCUACUUCCACCUCUGGCCGCGGGCGCGGAGGGAGCUGGCCCCGAGCGCUCCGAGCUGCCCGUGCCGCCUCCGCUCCGCUCCCUCCGCCGCUCCGCCGCCGCCGCCGCCGCCGCCCCCCGCCCGCGCCGCCUCCUCCUCUUCCUCCUCCUCCGCCUCCUCCUCCCCGCUGCGGCGUCUCUUCGCCCACCCGCUGUACCGCGCCGCCGCCCCGCCGGGCCCCGCCGAGCCGCUGCUGGGCGCCCGCGAAGCUCUGCGCUACUACCGGCGGAAGGCGGCCCGCUGGAACAGGAGACACAAGCUCUAUAGGCAGGAGCUCAACCUUACAGCCUCGGCCGCACUGCUCCCGCUGCGUCCCGAAGCCAGCUGGCUGCAGUUCCAUCUGGGCAUCAGCCGGGAUGGGCUCUACCCCCGUUCCAGCCCUGCUGUCAGCAGACUGCUGCGGGACAUGCACGACUUUGCCACCAUCAGCGCUGACUACAGCCAGGAUGAGAAAGCUCUGCUGGGAGCCUGUGACUGCAGCCAGAUUGUGAAGCCCAGCGGUGUGCACCUGAAGUUGGUACUCAGGUUCCAGGACUUCGGCAAAGCCAUGUUCAAGCCCAUGAGGCAGAAACGUGAGGAGGAGACACCCGAGGACUUCUUCUACUUUGUAGACUUCCAGCGGCACAAUGCUGAGAUCGCAGCCUUCCACCUGGACAGGAUCCUGGACUUCCGACGGGUGCCCCCCACUGUUGGGAGGCUGAUCAACGUCACCAAGGAGAUCCUGGAAGUCACCAGGAAUGAAGUCCUGCAGAGCGUCUUCUUCGUCUCGCCAGCCAGCAACGUGUGCUUCUUUGCCAAGUGCCCAUACAUGUGCAAGACAGAGUAUGCUGUGUGUGGGAACCCCCACCUCCUGGAAGGGUCCCUGUCUGCCUUCCUGCCAUCCCUCAACCUGGCGCCGCGGCUUUCCAUCCCAAACCCAUGGAUCCGCUCCUACUCGUUUGAUGGAAAAGAGGAGUGGGAGGUGAAUCCGCUCUACUGUGACACCGUGAGGGAGAUCUACCCCUACAGCAGUGGCAACCGUCUGCUUAACAUUGUUGACAUGGCCAUAUUUGACUUCCUAAUAGGGAACAUGGACCGCCACCACUAUGAGAUGUUCACCAAGUUUGGAGAUGAUGGCUUCCUCCUACACCUGGACAACGCCAGGGGGUUUGGGCGCCAUUCUCACGAUGAAAUCUCCAUCCUGGCCCCGCUCUCCCAGUGCUGUGUAAUAAAGCGGACGACGUUGCUGCGCCUGCAGCUGCUGGCUGAGCCCGAGUACCAGCUGAGUGCUGUGAUGAGGGAAUCCCUCCUGCAGGACCCCCUGGCACCUGUCCUCACCGAGCCCCAUCUCCUGGCCUUGGACCGACGGUUACAGCUCAUCCUGAAAGCCGUGAGGAAGUGCAUAGACACACAUGGAGAAGCCAAGGUGGUGGCCAAUGACACCAGGCAGCCCGAGGCUCCCGCAUCUGACAGAGUGAAGCUGAGCACAUAAACAGCCUUCAGCUGCUGCUCAGAGGCAGGGAAGACCCCUGUGAGACCAGGGACAAAUGUUAACAGUUGGUCAUCUCCAUCUACAAGUGCCCAUGAGAUGGAGAGGGGAAACUCUUUGGAAGAUCUUCAGGGAUCACAGUGGGCUCUCAGGCUGAGCACUCAAGCAAAGCUGCCAAGCUUGGUGUGGUGUGGCUGCAGCAGGUCUUUGCACCCCAAGCACCAGCUCUGGUGGGAAAGCAGAGAUCUGGUUUGCAGCUGGGCAUGCCUUGUGGGUGACAGGGACACACACAGCCUGCAGCUUGCUCAGCCUGCACAGGAGCUUGCUCUUACUAUGAUGGACACAAGCUAGAUCCAAGGAUGAGGCUUGAAUAAAGAGAUGCCACGAA
Gallus gallus (chicken) is the source of this 2002-nucleotide messenger RNA. RefSeq names its product FAM20A, golgi associated secretory pathway pseudokinase (gene FAM20A). The transcript is spliced from 11 exons. Lineage: Eukaryota; Metazoa; Chordata; Aves; Galliformes; Phasianidae. Gene Ontology annotation, cellular component: Golgi apparatus. The record is from RefSeq and is a predicted model, not a curated record. Gene Ontology annotation, molecular function: protein serine/threonine kinase activator activity. The coding region runs from base 40 to 1617 and encodes 525 amino acids.